Molecule: messenger RNA, 1778 nt
Organism: Anopheles funestus (African malaria mosquito)
Lineage: Eukaryota; Metazoa; Arthropoda; Insecta; Diptera; Culicidae
Exons: 6
Coding region: 693-1724 (343 amino acids)
Source: RefSeq, a predicted model, not a curated record
AAGAAUGUCACUUUUGCUUCAGUAAAGGUCAAGUAACAGAAAUUCACAUAAACUUCUUCUUGUCUUCCAUAUCUUUAAUAAAAGUUUGCAGCGUGAUGAAAAUGGAAUAAUAAUUCACUUUCGAAACAUGAAAUAGAAAGUCGAAAAAGAUUUUACGAACAAUUUGGAAUUUUAAAAUAGUUAAAAAAAUAUGUGCUACAUUUAAUUGCUUUAUCACAGUUUUGAUAUUUUACGAAAUGUAAAUAUAAUGAGCUUAAAAGGAUUACAUUUAUAGUUUGUUCGAAUUUUAAAUUUUCUAAAGCUACACCAAAAUAUUGCUAGAAAACAUUUGCCACUGGUUGAAAGUGAGAAUAUUAAAGCAUUUCGUUAGAAAAAAGAACCCAUUAUUAUUACACUUUCAAUUUGUAGCACUUUCUGUUGAAGACGAAAUGGUGUUUGGCACAAAUGCGCUUGUUUUUCACAACAAACACGAAUUUAACCUUCACUCGAUAAAAAACAAACCUUGAGACGAGUGAUAUAUGUUUUAAUGUCAUCUGAACACACACUAUCUUUUCUUUUUGCUAAUUCUAUUACGACAUAAUUGACCUCCACAUUUACCACCAUCAACCCUUGCCUUGUCCUGUAACCAUGCGAUGGAUGAACGAAAAAAAAACGUUUCAACUUCCACAUAAACAGUGUCUCAGUACCACCGUAUGCCAAAGCUGUGGCAGAUGGAUGAUUAUGACGAGUGUCUUCAAUCCUCUGGACCGAAUGAACCGGCCGGUGUGUACUGUACCAGUGCAGUCGUAGUGAAACCGGACAAUCGUUCCGAGCUUUGGAGAUUGAUCGAGGAAUUCUCCAGCGACUAUAAGCGCCACUAUAAUCAUCAAGUGCUGAAAUGGGGCGUAUGUAUAAAAAAGUGUCAAAAAGCGAUCGAAAACCUAUCACCCCAGGCGAGGAAAGGGCUAACGGUGGAAAAGUUCCCGAUUGAUGUUAGGUACAAAUUCGAGGAUGGUAUCUUGGAAAAUGCUGCCACCGAUCGGGAAGUGUAUGCGGACGUGGUGGAAAUUUGCAUCAACAAGGAGCUGAAUGCAACGUAUGGUUUGCUGGCCUACACAGAGAUACUGACGUGCGAUAAAUCAUCCGAUGAGACUGUUAUAGAUGCACUUGAUAUCUCGUUCUUGAUUAUUCUUUGUCUGCUCGUAAGCUGCGUGAUCCUUUCGUCAUGGUACGACAGCUCGAUCAACUACAAACUCAACUCGGAACAUUACAAACAAGCGCUCGAUAGUAAACGUAAAAUGGUUUGGGUGUCGUUCUCCAUACAGCGCAACUGGUACCGCUUAACGUCCCGUACGCGAGAUGAAACGCAUCAAAAGUUACGUUUCUUUCAGGCGUUUCGAUUUAUCACAAUGUCAUUCGUUAUCUUUGGCCAUGCUGCACUAUUGCUUGCCGUCACACCGACCACCCAUUCGGAAAAACUGGAGAAAAUGAUGCACAAUAUCUUUAGCAUGAUUCUCACGAACGGUGUGCAGAUCACGCAAACAUUUCUCGCGAUGAGUGGAACACUGCUGGCGAUACAGGUUAUGAGUUUGGCGGAAAGACGAAAGGGUCGGGUUAGCUUCUUUUACGUUCCGGUGGCAAUUCUUUAUCGGUACAUAAGGUGGGUAAGAAUUAAAGGAAAAUCUCUUCUGGAAGAAGGAAAACCCUGUAUUUCGGGUUGUAAUUUUAGCUGCGUUUUUUAUUAGGUGCGCUGGAUUUAUGACUAGGAACAAUGUAUUUCCACAGCUUUUAAGGCUCGA